ACCACACCUCUGAGACGUCUGAGCUCACUGUGAGCAAAAUCCCGCAGUGGAAACUCUUAAGCCUCUUCGACGAAGUAAAUCAUUCUUGUGAAUGUGACGCACGAUCUCUCCAGUUUCCAUAUGUUGAGAUUCUACUUAUUCAUCAGUUUGAUGUGCUUGGCAAGAUCAGACACAGAAGAAACAUGUCCUUCAUUCACCAGGCUGAGCUUUCACAGUGCAGUGGUUGGUACGGGACUAAAUGUGAGGUUGUUGCUCUACACAAGGAGAAACCUGACCUGCGCACAAACCAUCAACUCCUCAGCUUUUGGGAACUUGAAUGUGACCAAGAAAACCACCUUCGUUGUCCAUGGAUUCAGGCCAACAGGCUCCCCUCCUGUUUGGCUGGACGACUUAGUAAAGGGUUUGCUCUCUGUUGAAGACAUGAAUGUAGUUGUUGUUGAUUGGAAUCGAGGAGCUACAACUUUAAUAUACACCCAUGCCUCUAGUAAGACCAGAAAAGUAGCCAUGGUCUUGAAGGAAUUUAUUGACCAGAUGUUGGCAGAAGGAGCUUCUCUUGAUGACAUUUACAUGAUCGGAGUAAGUCUAGGAGCCCACAUAUCUGGGUUUGUUGGAGAGAUGUACGAUGGAUGGCUGGGGAGAAUUACAGGCCUCGACCCUGCGGGCCCUUUAUUCAACGGGAAACCUCACCAAGACAGAUUAGAUCCCAGUGAUGCGCAGUUUGUUGAUGUCAUCCAUUCUGACACUGAUGCACUGGGCUACAAGGAGCCAUUAGGAAACAUAGACUUCUACCCAAAUGGAGGAUUGGAUCAACCUGGCUGCCCCAAAACAAUAUUGGGAGGAUUUCAGUAUUUUAAAUGUGACCACCAGAGGUCUGUAUACCUGUACCUGUCUUCCCUGAGAGAGAGCUGCACCAUCACUGCAUAUCCCUGUGACUCCUACCAGGAUUAUAGGAAUGGCAAGUGUGUCAGCUGCGGCGCGUCACAAAAAGAGUCCUGUCCCCUUCUGGGCUAUUAUGCUGAUAAUUGGAAAGACUAUCUAAGGGGGAAAGAUCCUCCAAUGACGAAGGCAUUCUUUGACACAGCUGAGGAGAGCCCAUUCUGCAUGUAUCAUUACUUUGUGGAUAUUAUAACAUGGAACAAGAAUAUAAGAAGAGGGGACAUUACCAUCAAAUUGAGAGACAAAGCUGGAAACACCACAGAAUCCAAAAUCAAUCAUGAACCCACCACAUUUCAGAAAUAUCACCAAGUGAGUCUACUUGCAAGAUUUAAUCAAGAUCUGGAUAAAGUGGCUGCAAUUUCCUUGAUGUUCUCUACAGGAUCUCUAACAGGCCCAAGGUACAAGCUCAGGAUUCUCCGAAUGAAGUUGAGGUCCCUUGCCCAUCCGGAGAGGCCCCAGCUGUGUCGGUAUGAUCUUGUCCUGAUGGAAAACGUUGAAACAGUCUUCCAACCUAUUCUUUGCCCAGAGUUGCAGUUGUAACUGUUGCCAGGACACAUGGGCAUCAAUAAUAGAAAGAAAGCUACAACCACAGGCUGUUUGAAAGCUUCACCUCACCUUUUCUGCAAGGCACAAAAAGUAUGAAAAAAACCAAGGCUUUUUUCAGUAGCGUCCUAUGGAUGUCACAUUGUACAACAUCAAACAACCUUGUGAUUAUAAAACGAUCCUGGGAAGGGAGGCCCUAACUAGGGCAAGUCAGAAAUAGCCAGGCUUGCGGCAGCCCAGCGCUGUGUCUGCUGCGUCCUGGGGCCUUGUUUGUUGCGACCUGUCAAUUCUGCUGCCUGCCACGCGGGUGGUUCUGCCCAUCGCGGCUGCGGGUCAAACAUCUUCAAGGGAAGGACGGACUGGAGGCCUCACUGUGGACUCAGCUCUGCAUUCUCUGUGCCACAUUCCUCCAGUUCCCACACGUAGAAGAGAACGAAACUGACGUCUACCUCAUGGGGCUGCUGUGUGGGUUUGGGAGACAAAUAUCUAUGAAGGGUUUUUUGAAAUCCCAUAGGUGCCACAUCUUUGAGAUGUUUGAUAAAUGUGAAUAUGCUUUUAUUUAUUUUCAUAGGGCUUAUCUAAUUUGCAAUAAAAGAGCCUCUCUCUGUCAACACCAGCUUCUCUCUCGGGCUGUUUGCUCAGGGAAGGCAAGAAAGCCACGUGCUGGCCCUCUGCCUUCUCUAAAGUGUUGUUGGAGCAUGGAGGAGCUGGAGGAGAUGGGGAUGGACUGACAGCUAAGAGGACGGCUGCUGGGACUAGAUAGUAAGUGGAUGAAGAAAGGACGAGGAAGCCGUGGGGCAGCCUCUCCAUAUGGGGACAGGGGAUGGAGCAUGAGGCAAGAGAAGGAAAAGCAGAGCUUAUUUCUCACCUAAGGUGGAGAAGGAUCACUUUACAGGCAACCCUCAUUUUAAGCAACCCUUAAGAAAUGUUUAUGUUUCUUUAUUACCAAUGUAAUCUAUGAUUAUUGAAGGAAAUUUAGAAAAUGCAUAGAUACAAAA
Molecule: messenger RNA, 2477 nt
Organism: Nomascus leucogenys (northern white-cheeked gibbon)
Lineage: Eukaryota; Metazoa; Chordata; Mammalia; Primates; Hylobatidae
Gene: LIPH
Product: lipase H
Biological process (GO): lipid metabolic process
Molecular function (GO): carboxylic ester hydrolase activity; lipase activity
Source: RefSeq, a predicted model, not a curated record